GAACGCAGUAUAACACUGCAUAUGCGUUAAAGAUGACAUUCCUUUAAAUUUACAAUCGUGAUCAUUAUUAUCAUAAAUUUAAAUAAUCAUUUGUUCGAUAAAAAAGAAUAAGAGUACAUAUGCUUUCAACUGUGCUGUUUAAAAAUGAAAGAAAGGAUUAUUAAGAAUAAUUUUGCUUGAAUUUAUUACAAGUAAAUACGGUUAUGGUUAGUGCAAAAUAGACCAAUAAGAAAUAUAUCAUUUAACCAGCUGCGCCGCCAUUACUGUCGUAUUUUGCUCUAUUCUUAAGUUGAACAAUUUUAGAACUAACUAAAUGAUUCAACUUUUACACAUAUUGAUACUAAUUUAUAAUAAUAUUUUAUAAUAUUGUUUUAAUAAUGCAAACGUAUAUUUCAUAAUUUCAUAACAUUUUUGCGUUGGAAACGUAAAUUUGGCUAUAUAAUAUAUAUGCAAUAGAAUAAAGAAUGAUUAUAUGAAUAAUAAUAGAACCACUAUAUGAAUUAAACGAAUAUUUUACUUAUUCAUUUGUAUAAAAAAACAAAAGAUUAUUUAGAAUUGUACAUUAUAUAAAUGGUUACAAUAUAAGUUAUACAACAAAUAGGAAUACGCAUAAAUGUCGGAGCGCUGCAAUCGAUGCAGAGUUGCCGAUCAUCUUGACUAUUUAUUAUACGAUUUUUUGAUUUUGAUUACUUUUAUUACGAAAAACAGCAGGAAAGACGCUCAACGAAUAUUUCAAGAGUUUUUAUCUCAAUCUGAAUGCAAUUAUUCAAGUAAUUCGUAUUAUUCGUACUCAGUAUAUUGUGGAAUGUGCGAGGAGGAGCUACUGUGUUACGCAGCUCUGCAUGAUGCCAUCGGAAAAAUACAUAAUAAACACGAAGAAUUCGUGUCUUAUGCGUUAUCAGGUUAACAUUUUACCGCUUGACAUAAGAUAUGAACUGUUUUAUGGGGAUACAUACACGGUUAAAUGAUAUAAAACCGUAUUUCUUAUUUUUACUCGGUAGCAUGUAUACGUGGCAACAGAGCAAAGUAGACGAGUGCUCUGUCACUUCCUAGUCAAAAGAAAUUCUUCGGGCACAAACAAUAAUAUAUUUACACUGUUAAAAUAGUGAAACACGGUGUAAUUCGAAAAAGUGCCCUCAAAUAUACUAUCGAUACGUUCAACUGUCUCCGAAGUGAUCGGUAGAGAAUCUUUUUGUGUGUAUAUUCACGUAUCAGCAAGCGUCGGUUUACAUAUUACAUGUGCAACCUGUAUUAAACUCUUUUACACUUAGAAUUUUACGAACAUAUCCGAGAAGAAAUGUAAUUUUAUACUAUUAAAUGGAUGUCGUACUUUAAUUAUUUAACUAAUCACCAGAAGAAAAAUAAACGUAUAUAUCGUUGCAUGAAUGAAUAUGUAAACAUAUACACACACAUUUAUUUGUGUAUACACAUCCACAAGGUGUUGGAAUUUUAUGAAUAUUCGAAAAAGUCAAUGAAAGGAAGAAUUAAUUACUAUUAUAUACAUUGUGACUGCUGAAACAUUUAUGCCUUUUAUGAACAUAAUAAGCUAAUGUUUGCUAUAUUGCAUCCAUUAUUUAUAUGGUAUUUUGUUCCUUGGAACAUUAUAUAUAUUAUGAAGAUUACCUGAUGAAAAAUCAUUCUAAACCAAGAAGAGAAAGCAGCAAGAAUAGUGCUGCUAAUGGUGCUUUGGCACUAUUACUAUUGUCCUCCUAGCAACACAAUGGAGGAGCCAGCAAAGAAGAAGCAACGUAUUGAAAAUAAUGAAGUUGAGAAGGACCCAUUAUCGGAUGUUGAACAGCUUCAAAACAGUCUGUUGGCACAAUGCUUAUGCAAUAUACCAGAAAGCAGUUUACGUAAACCAUUUACAAGCGCGACAGUUGAAGUUACUGAUGGCACUUUUCGGUAUACAUUAUUAUCAGAAUGGGGAUCUGAUCAAACUUUAGAAUUCUUAAGUGCUUUACAACUUUUGUUUGAUUUGGCUAUCAAACAAAACACAAGAGGUGUAAUGUGUAGAAGAGUGGUAGAUGUUUGUGAUGCGCUGGCGCGAAACGAGCAUGGCAUUAUAGACCAACUAAUCGACCUAUCCUGUACAACAAACAAAUUCAUAUCAUUUUCUGCUAGUAGAGUUCUUGCAUCAUUUUUUAUUGUUACAAAAGAAAGUAUUGAUACAGCAUGGCUAGAGAGAUUAACACAAUCUUUAGUAAAUACUCAUUCCCCGAGUCAAAUGUUAUUUACUUUGGAUGUUGUAAAAAGAGUUGUAGAACAUAAGGACUGUAGCGUUCAUCCUCUUGAGGAUACAGAUAGUGCAGUGCAACCACCUCAUUGUAAUACCAUAACGAUUUCAGAUGCAGAAAGUUUUGAUAGUACACCUGUAAAGGCAAUGUGUGUUAAAGCUUUAGAGUCUAAAUGGACUAUACUAGUAUCAAAAUUUGAUGCCAUUCUUAGUUCAUAUACACCUCAACACGAGUCAGUCGUUAUCACAUUUCUUGAUUUAUGGGAGUCAAUUAUUUCUGUGAAAGCUAACUUGUCUGUCAUUGACACUAAACUGUUUUAUUCUCAGUUAGAUAACCUGGUCGUACUUUUGAAUGCCAAUGUUCCUGGUGUAAUUUGGAGACAUCUUCUUGGAUUAUUUAACGAAGUAUUAUGUUAUGGAAGUACUUUAGCAUUACAAGAUGUACUUCCAGAUGAGCCUUGCUCUCUUGCACACUUAAUUGUACGCGCUGUAAAAGAUUGGAGAUUAUUAGAUGCUCUGCCAUAUCGGCAUGGUUCUGGAAGAUUUGGAGGUGGUUCUGGGGAAGGUGACCGUCCUCUUCUACAAAAAAUAGUGUUGUUAGUUUUAAAAAGUGUUGCUGUGACUGUUAAAGAGACACGUAGCGAUUCUAGUGACUCUUCUUUGGGUUCAGAAGCAGAAGAUCUUGAUGCUGAUAUGGCAGUUAUUGAACGAAGCAUAAGAGAAGUCUUACGCCAACUGGAUCAAUGCAUAAAAACUCUCAUGCCAUUUCAUCCUGAAAUGCCUUUGUCACAAUGGGUUGUGCAAAUGUUUCAUGAUCAAGACGAUUUUCUUAUUGAAGGCAUGGUUUGUUGCUUAGAUGUAGCAGUUGGUCUUUUUUACAGGGGACCUCCCCAAAAUGAUCUUGGUCACAUGCUUAGUCCGACUUUAACAUUCAUACAAUUUAUACAUGCUGUAUCUCAUGAUCCAGAUGUUCUGUUAGAUUUGCUUGUUAGUAAUGAAACAUGUUUCUUAUUAUACUUAUUGAGAUUUUUGAAGUAUAUUAAACGAAACUGGACAGAGUUUGUGUCUUGUUGUGGAAGAGAGUUAGAUGAUACCAUGACAAUAUUGAUAAGACUUCGUUUAGCGAUUGAUAGACUAGUAUCUAAAGCUUUGUUUCCUUAUAAUAUAAAUCCAGUUCUACGUCUGUUAGAAAAAUGUGAGUCCUUCUAUGAAGGUAAUAUAGAGAAUUAAUUAUUUGAUUGUAUGAUAAGCGUGAAACUUUAAAUUCAGAUUUACUAGAUUGAUAUGUACAAACUGUAAGAAUAAAAGAAAUUUUCCGUCUGGCUCGUUUUAUCAGCCAGAAACUAUUACGAAAUUGUACAGCCUCGUUAACUUCAUUUUUAAAAAAACGACUGAAUUAAGCUACUGACUUGAGUAGUCUUAAAUAUGUAGAUUAAUAUUAGAGGAAUGGAAAGGAAAUAUUUUUAUUUAUUGUGCGUAGCAAAAAAUUAUUCAUUCGAAAAUGUUAUUAAAUCUCUACAGAAAAAUUAGUAUUUUGCAUUUCAUGGUUGAAGUAUAAGUGGGGUGAAGUAGUACAAAGGGUAGCUAAAAUUACAUGCUUCACAAUGAAAUUGCACUUUUAUGGUGCUAUGAAAAUGUAUUUGCCAAAGCACCAUUGAAAAUAAAUUUACGUAUAUACUAUUAGAAUAAUAUUUAUAUGUAUACAUCCAACUAAAUGUACAAUUUUCCAGUCAAAUAGAAUUUUGUAAGCUGGAUUCCGAUGUACACAAUUAUUACAAUUUGAUAGGUAUUUUUGUAUAUUAUUUUAUCUCAUUUAUGGAAAUUUGAUGAAUUAUUUUUUAAAAGCUGUUUUAUAAACAUAAUGCUUAUGAAAAUUUUCAAUCAUUAUAAAAGUGCAGAGUAUUGAAGCAUCAGAUAUUACCGUGUUAAAUUAUAAAAUUGUCUUUUUAAUUUUAUAUCAGAGGCAUUAAUAAAGUAUUUAAUCUUAUGAUCUGUUGAUCCAAAAUAUAUAAAUAAAUUUGCCUCAAUUUAUUCUUUAACUGACAAUUUAAGAAGAGUUCUUUCUAUCUUGUCCAUGUACUUAAAUACAAGUGAAAAAUUCAAUAUUAUUGUCAUGAUUAGCUAACAUUGUAUAAACAAUAUUGUAUAAUACUUGAAAUAUAUAAAUGCGAAAUUACUGGCAAUGGUAAAUAGGAGUCAUCGACAUUUAAAGUAUGCCAGUAUUAAUAAAUUAUUUGAUCCAAAUGGCAAUCAUUGCUUCUAAGAUAAUUUUAAAAACAAUAUUUGCCACGAUUACUUUGGUAUCAUUGUAUUUGUAUAUAACAGUUGUAAUGUUAAUUAUUAAUUAUUUUAAGAUUAACUUUGUAAGUAUGAUACAUGUAAUGCACUAAAAAUCUACAUAUUUUUACUUUUAU
This is a messenger RNA of Nomia melanderi (Alkali bee), 4647 nucleotides long. RefSeq names its product protein lines homolog (gene lin). The record is from RefSeq and is a predicted model, not a curated record. NCBI's taxonomy places the organism in Eukaryota, Metazoa, Arthropoda, Insecta, Hymenoptera, Halictidae.